Messenger RNA from Vollenhovia emeryi, 784 nucleotides. RefSeq names its product putative succinate dehydrogenase [ubiquinone] cytochrome b small subunit, mitochondrial (gene SdhD). The record is from RefSeq and is a predicted model, not a curated record. Gene Ontology annotation, molecular function: heme binding; ubiquinone binding. NCBI's taxonomy places the organism in Eukaryota, Metazoa, Arthropoda, Insecta, Hymenoptera, Formicidae. The transcript has 4 exons. Gene Ontology annotation, biological process: mitochondrial electron transport, succinate to ubiquinone; tricarboxylic acid cycle. Bases 91 to 678 code for a protein of 195 amino acids. Gene Ontology annotation, cellular component: membrane; mitochondrial envelope.
CGCACGCGGAUUCCCGUACCGUGUGAACUCGCCCUUACGUCAAACGUCAAACAAACGUCGAGCGCAGCCCGGAACGGUCAUUCCGGCGAGAUGAAUUUCGGAAGGGUGGCUAGCAUUAAUGUUUUUCGCAAAGUGCAACAGCUCGAGACGUUGGUCAAGCCCGGUGGCUUACUCGUGCGAAGCUGCAAUCGAACGCAAUUCCCCAAGUCCGCGUCGAGUCUCGCGAGUCUGAACCGCUCUGUGAUUGCUAGGGCGAGCAAUCCAAAAUGCCACGUUCUGUCCAAGCUGCCUGCACAAUUGACGGUCAGCAUCGCCCAGACUCGCGCGGCGAGCGCUCACGGCGAUCACGUACGCUUGUGGAUGAUGGAGAAAAUAGUAUCCGCAUCCUUCUUGGCGCUGAUACCCGCCGCCCUGGUCUUUGAAAACAAAUUUUUCGACAUAUUACUGGCGGUUGCUAUUGUCACGCACACACAUUGGGGAGUGGAAGCUAUCGUUGUCGAUUACGUGCGGCCGGUCAUCGUAGGUAACUUUGUUCCGAAAGUGGCGAUCUUCAUGCUGACUCUAUUAUCCGCGGCUACUCUCGCCGGCCUGCUUGUGCUCAUCUACAACGGCCCUGGUCUUACGAAGAUCGUUAAAAAUGGCUGGGCAGUAGGUAAAGAUAGGCAGAAGGCCAGUUAAACGUCGCCAUUACAGCAGAAAUGUUUGUGUUGUACGUAUGAAGGUCUUGUUAAGAUGGUAGCUUGUAUAAAUUAUCUCGGAAUAAAUUAUUUACUUAUUCAACAGC